AGAGCUUUGCAUCUUGGGAGUAUUUUAGGCGUUGUCACGUGAUCUCUUUGUGUGCUGGUCUCGCCGCGUGUGAGUCAGUACUCCUUAAUAUCGUCAGCUCUCAUUUGCUUCAGUUUCGUCAGUUUUCUUGAAAUCAGUCAUCAAAGGAAGUCAUCCAGACCUUAAAGGAUAAUUUAGAAAAAAGGAUAUAUCUUACUGGACAUGGGCCUGCAGGAUACGCAGUCUUGAUAUUGGAUGUGUUUAGAAAUUUACGUCAAGGGUAGAGUGGGAUUCCGUAGUUGUAAUGGCGGUGGUAGGGACUCGACACGCCCGUAUUAUGUCCUACCCUACCCCUCAGAAUAGUGCUCCGAACCCACAAGCUAUCCUUGCUGCUGCUGUGGCUGUCCCCUUUUAUCAAGUUGUUCAACCACAGGACGCUCAACCGGACAGACCGAUUGGAUAUGGAGCAUUCGGUGUAGUGUGGGCAGUAACGGAUCCUCGAGAUGGGAAAAGGGUUGCACUCAAGAAGAUGCCAAACGUCUUCCAAAAUUUAAUAUCGUGUAAACGUGUUUAUAGAGAGUUACGUAUGCUGUGUCAUUUUAAACAUGACAAUGUGUUAUCAUCUGUAGAUAUUUUACAACCACCACAUAUAGACUUCUUCACAGAGAUCUAUGUUGUGACGGAAUUACUACAAAGUGAUCUUCAUAAAAUAAUCGUAUCACCGCAGCCACUUACAUCCGACCAUGUCAAAGUCUUUCUCUACCAAAUACUCAGGGGUUUAAAGUACCUCCACUCUGCGAGAGUUUUACAUCGAGAUAUUAAGCCAGGCAAUUUAUUAGUCAACAGUAAUUGCUGCUUAAAGAUCUGCGAUUUUGGUUUAGCUCGAAUUGAAGAACCUGAUGAAUCAGUUCAUAUGACCCAGGAGGUUGUCACGCAAUAUUAUCGAGCACCAGAGAUAUUAAUGGGUGCCAAACAUUACAGUUCCGGUGUAGAUAUAUGGUCCGUGGGUUGUAUAUUCGCAGAGUUACUUAGUCGAAGAAUAUUAUUCCAGGCUCAAAGUCCCAUUCAACAGCUUGAUCUCAUUACGGAUUUACUCGGAACUCCUGCUCUACAUGAUAUGAAAACAGCAUGUGAGGGUGCUAAGGCUCAUAUUCUUCGACAAGCUCAUAAACAUCCUUCAUUAGCUGCUUUAUAUACACUAUCCAAUCAGGCCACGCACGAAGCUGUUCAUUUAUUAUGUAGAAUGCUGGUUUUCGAUCCCGAUAAAAGGAUAAGUGCAAGUGAUGCAUUAGCUCAUCCCUUCUUAGAUGAAGGUCGAUUAAGGUAUCAUUCUUGUAUGUGUAAAUGUUGUACAAACUCUGCCAAUGGCCGACAUUAUACCACUGAGUUUGAUCCAGUGUGCUCCUCGCCUUUUAGCUAUACAUUUGAAGAUGAAUUAACGUCUGUUUCAAAGGUCAAAGAAAAACUCCACAAAUUUAUAUCCGAGCAACAACAGAAAAACAAACGAGUGCCUCUGUGUUUAAAUCCUAAUUCCCUCUCCUUUAAAACGUUCCAGAAGUAAGUUAGGCAGUCAUACUUGAUCAGUGUGAAAGGUCGAAAAACGGCCAGAAGUCAUUCUCAACAAGGUUCCAGUACUUCGAAUAAAUCAGCAAGAGGAUCAAAUUUAGCGUAUGGUUGUUAAAUCACUGCUGAUUGGCUCGUUAAACAAAUGUAGAUCGUGGUUGAUAACGGACUGAAAACUGAAUUGUGUCGUGUCUUUUAAUCCAAAUCUUCAACCACAGUGAAAAAUGAAAGACGGUGAAUGAAACCAAAAAUAGUUCAAAAAUGGAUAUCACGCCAGUAUAGACUUGGCACAUCAGCCAUGUAAUGAACCGUUGCUACGCAAAGCCAUAGACAUUUAUAAUGAAUGUUUUGAUUGGUUAUUUUGACUAUUAUGUCAUAAGGACAGAUUCAAUUGGUGGAUAUUUAAAAUAGAGAGCAAGUGAAGGUGCUGUUUUUUUUUUGUUUAUUCAUAUUGCUCAGAUUAUUAAUGUCAUCUGGUUUUGCGUGUGUGAAUAUUUCGCGAGAGUUCUUAAUAUCCGCAAGACUUGUUGUAGGCCUACCGGUAUCCAUGGUGAUGAUGGAUUAAAUAUGGCAAAGGAAGACCGAGAAGAAAAGGCAUCUUUCCCACGUUACUAGGAUCACUCCAGACAAGAUUUUUAAUUUUAGGAUUGUUUAUUUGAAUUUUAUGUAGUAACUUAGAAGAGGCUGUUAUUAAUAUUUUACGUUACGAACUCUGACUCCUUGAAUUGGAGGCCUUAGUAAUACACAAUUCACGAGACGCACUAAUGAUAUUUCUUAACGGAACAGCGAAAUAGUAACCCACUCAUUUCCUACCCUGAAAUGUGAGAAAACAGAAAGAAAGCGAAGAAGAUGUACUUUGUCUGUGAAAUGAUAGUGUCAUGUUAUAAGGUAAUUCAAGCAAGGAGUUGUCAGUGUAACGUGAAAUGUUAAAAUUGGAAAUAAUACGAGGCCCGAAGUUAGUAGGUUGAAUGUUGUGAUAUAUGAAAUAUUAAUCCUGUGUACAGAUUUACGGAGAAUUUUGUCUGUAGGUGUGUCUUACUAUAACAUGGUGAAGGAUUUUUUCUUUUUCUUUUUUUUUUUGGGUGAAAAUAUUUGGACUGUUUAUGGUUAGCCUGUUUGUAGGAAAUGUAAAUAUAUAUAUAUAUUUUGUGACUGACGAGGGUCAAGGGAUUGGUUGUGUUUUUAUUGGGUUCCGAGUUCAUCACUGUGUGUUGACAUAUAUAUAUUUGUAUGUAGUCUACACCAACCAGACGCUUGAAAAAAUAUGUAGUCUACAACAACCAGGCAUGUUAUUCUCGUAAACUGAAGCUAAAUUAUUUUUAGAAUUUGUAUCAAAAUUGUAACUUUUGGCCAUUGGAAAGGCUAGAUUAAUAUUUUAGAAAGCAGGCAUUUCAUUGGUCAAAAUUAAAAUUUGUAUCAAAUGGUUAACUUCUGGCCAAUGCAAUUACUUAAUUAAUUUUAGUUUUCGUGAAUAAGCCAGUUGUUAUUAACGUAAAUUCCAAUAAAUGAUACUAUGUAUCUAAUGAAUUAAAAGGUCAUGACCUCAUUGGUGCGCAGGGGUACAAAUAAGGGUUAAUUUUGAUAAAUCUAAACUCUAAAUUUAAAUCCCAAAUUAAAGAAGUUGAAACCAUUACAGAUUGAAUGUUCACGAGUACAAUAUUUAUUUGACUUUUGCCACGAUUUUACUGGCAUCGGGUAUCAGACAAGAUAUGAAAUAAAAAUAUAUUAGAACUUUU
This is a messenger RNA of Patella vulgata (common limpet), 3278 nucleotides long. Its product is annotated as serine/threonine-protein kinase NLK. Lineage: Eukaryota; Metazoa; Mollusca; Gastropoda; Patellidae. The transcript has 10 exons. Gene Ontology annotation, cellular component: nucleus; cytoplasm. Gene Ontology annotation, molecular function: ATP binding; MAP kinase activity. The record is from RefSeq and is a predicted model, not a curated record. Gene Ontology annotation, biological process: intracellular signal transduction; protein phosphorylation. Bases 284 to 1540 code for a protein of 418 amino acids.